CAUUUUCUAUCUAUAUACGCACACCCAGGUCUCAUCCUUGCUCUUGGAGCUGGAAUUGGAGCUGCGCUUCUCUUUCUAGUCCUAGGAACCGCAUUUCUAGUCCAUAAACUCAAGGAUCGAAGGAAGAAGAGCCUAAGAGAAAGAUUCUUUAAGCAAAAUCGCGGACAGCUACUACAACAAUUGGUAUGCCACAGGACAGAUAUAGCUGAAAGAAUGAUUGUUACUUUGGAAGAGUUAGAGAAAGCCACUAACAACUUCGAUAAAUCUCGUGAGCUUGGUGGUGGAGGACAUGGUAUAGUAUACAAGGGAAUUUUGUCAAGUCUGCAUGUUGUGGCCAUUAAAAAGUCCAAGAUUGUGAUACAAAGAGAAAUCAAUGAUUUCAUAAACGAAGUUGCUAUCCUUUCUCAGAUGAACCAUAGAAACAUUGUGAAACUUCUUGGAUGUUGCCUAGAAACAGAAGUUCCUUUGCUUGUUUACGAGUUUAUUUCCAAUGGCACCCUCCACAAUCAUCUUCAUGUUGAGGCUCCAUUAUCAUUAUCUUGGAAGGAUAGAUUGAGAAUCGCAGUUGAAACUGCUAGGGCUCUCGCAUAUCUCCACUCGUUCGCUUCAAUGCCAGUAAUCCAUAGAGAUAUCAAGUCUCCUAACAUUCUUCUCGAUGAUAAUUUGACGGUGAAGUUGUCGGAUUUUGGUGCUUCAAGAUAUGUUCCAAUUGAUCAAACAGGUGUGGAUACAGCCGUGCAAGGAACAUAUGGGUACUUGGACCCUAUGUACUAUAGCACAAGGCACCUCACUGAGAAAAGCGAUGUCUACAGUUUUGGUGUUGUUCUUAUAGAGCUGCUUGCUAGAAAGAAACCAGUUUCUUACAGAUCCCCAGAGGGUUACGACCUUGUAAAUCAUUUUGGAACUCUGUUGUCGGAGAGAAACUUAGAUGACAUUCUAGAUCCACAAGUAUCCAAGGAGGGAGGUGGAGAAGUUAUUGACAUUGCUCUUUUGGCAGCAGUAUGUGUGAAGUUUGUAAGUGCAGAGCGGCCAACGAUGAGACAUGUGGAGAUGGCGCUUGAAGGUAUCUAUGAGGCAAAAGUGUACAUCUCGAGUGACAUGUCCGAUGAUGAAUCUGAAGAGAACUACCAAUUGCAUGAUGUAUCUGUUGGUGGGACAAACUUGGAUACUAUGAGUCAGUUGCGACGAUGCACAGGUGGCAAACAGGUUGGUAACAUAAUGGCAACAAAAUCACCAGGCCACGCAGGGGCUGCCCCUCCCUAUUCUGCUCCAUCACCAAACAACUUGCACUCGCAUCGGCUCACCGAUGCUAGAGAUGCUAGAGUGCUCAUAUCUCACCAGGGAGGCCGUAGGGAGGUUCUAAUGCAUGAGCAGGUGAUGUGGUCUUCGUGGUGAACCUCACACGUCCCGGAUGCCCAAUCAUGCUGCCCAAGCCGCCAGAGGCAGACUUCGGAUCCAUGGACUACCGAUCUCGAGCGAGCAUCGUCGUUCAUCAAAUCAAAUCUCUUAUUAUUACCUGUAAGUAAUUUCUUCUGUUAUUACACAACUGAUGAAACAAAAAGAUUGUGGCUGCAUAUGAAUAAGGAGUAAUGCGGUUCCGGUAAAAAAUGCAUAGGAACAAAAUUGAAAGUCAACAAUGCUAAAA
Messenger RNA from Panicum virgatum (switchgrass), 1645 nucleotides. RefSeq names its product wall-associated receptor kinase 3-like. The annotation marks the transcript as partial. Gene Ontology annotation, biological process: cell surface receptor signaling pathway; protein phosphorylation. Gene Ontology annotation, molecular function: ATP binding; protein serine/threonine kinase activity. The record is from RefSeq and is a predicted model, not a curated record. Gene Ontology annotation, cellular component: plasma membrane. Lineage: Eukaryota; Viridiplantae; Streptophyta; Magnoliopsida; Poales; Poaceae. The transcript has a single exon.